UGCCGCGGGAUUUCUUCCGUUGCCAUAGCAAUGGAGGAACGCGAAUGGGAAUUUAUAUUCACUAAUUUUCAGGCAUGUUGUCGUGGAUACUUAGUGAGAAAGGAGAUCAGGGGUGCGCGGAUCGAGUUUGAAGAUAUUGUUAGAGAUAUUGACGGAAAGGUAGAUCACUUUCACUGGAGAGAUGGUAUUAUUUCCAACCCUUACUUCUCAGACACGGACGGUCUUUUGCAGAAACUUGUCAGGCAUGUUGGAGCAAGACCAAACACAGACACAAGUAAUCUGGAGCAGCGUGCAGAACAUGUGGUUCCGGGACUUCAACUGUCCGAGAGGAUAGAACCAGAACGGGAUGCGUCCCACGACCAGGAACAGGUGCCUGUCUGGAGAACUGCCUCCAGUUCGCUAGAGGGCGACGGAGAGACAGGGAGCAGCCAGCAAGGAGAGGGAGGACUGCAGGAGAGUGCCCAGGACACCACCACAGUCUGGAGCAGUCUGGGUCUGGAUGGAAGCUACGGACACUUUCAGAAAAGUUCGUUGCGGUGCUGUCUGGCUCAGGAUGUGUCUCCCACCCCAGAUGCUCUACGUCUCCAUAGAAACACUCUGACCAUGGAGCUCCUGUGGCUACAGCAGGCUAUUGGCAGCAGAAAGAAGUACCUGUUCCUGAGAGAAAGGCUGAAUGAAUCUUAACAGCAGAGGAGCCGUGGGUCCUCUUGGUCUUCCAAACUAGAUUGUUGGCCUUUGACUAUGAGGACUGUGUUUAGACUGUCAACAAACUACCACAUCUCAGUUCCUCUCACUGUAGGUUGGUUUGAAGAUUUGGUGUAUCUAUAGCCCUCCACUCAAAUCAUAGAGUAUCUGUAUGUUAUGUCAUGUUUAUUCUUUGUGUAUAUUUUUUGUAAAAUACUGAAAAUAAAUAAAACUUAUUUUUGUGUU
Osmerus eperlanus (European smelt) is the source of this 930-nucleotide messenger RNA. RefSeq names its product IQ motif containing C (gene iqcc). The coding region runs from base 31 to 684 and encodes 217 amino acids. Lineage: Eukaryota; Metazoa; Chordata; Actinopteri; Osmeriformes; Osmeridae. The transcript has 5 exons. Gene Ontology annotation, molecular function: protein binding. The record is from RefSeq and is a predicted model, not a curated record.